AUGGCAUUGCUUACUCUCUGUGCUGCCUUCUUCCUGUUCUUUGUCCCCUCACUCGUUGUUGGUCAGGCCUCUCUUAAUUCCACCGCAAUUCCACUUCCUGUUCCGGAAGGACCCUAUUAUGAGCCAUAUCUCAGGGAAGAUUGUGCUAACAUUGGAGAAAUCAACUACAUGCCAGCUGCCGUGGUAGAGUGGUUCAAUGAGAACGAUCUCCCAAGCCCUGAUUUGACAUCAUUCUCUCAACUCAGAUUUUCCGAUAUUUGCCUUGAAGCACCAACCACCAAGCCUGAUACGCUUCUUCUCAUCUGGACUGGUGGUUUCUAUACCAGCCGUCUCCAUGCGUACGCCGGCGGAGCCUCAACUUACGCGACUAGCGCGUAUCUUCAAAGCAUCCGUGUCAAAGACAUUGAGUUCGUCACAGGUGUAUUUUCGGAAACUUCUGAGGUUAUUGGUCUAUACGGACAUUCCUUGGGAGCCUCAUCUCAGACCGCUGUAUUGCAAGCAGACACAACGGGCAAAUAUGUGGCAGGUUACAACUUGGACGGUAAAUUGCAACCCCCUGUUAAGCCAACUGGACUCGAUCAAAAAAUUUACAUGUUCUUUGCACAUGAUAAUCACAUUAUUGGCAGUGACCCAUCAUGGACUGCAUUCUGGAACACGGCGGAUGUUUUGACUCCAAACGAUGAUAGGGUAUCUCCUGAACUCCCUAAGACAAUUCAUAACUCAUUCACUGAUCUACCAUUCAUUAUCGAUGUGGCUGGCGUUCGAUCAGUCAAUGAAUCUUACUUCGAGACACUCAUUGAUACUAUUUAUGGACCCCGCGAUAUUCACGAUAUUACCUCAUAUGUUCGUGAGUUCUUCGAUGGGACACUUAAAGGUGUCGAGACGCAUCCAUUUUUAGAUGCGUCGAAUAGCUCUUUGCCAGAUGUUCUUUUCGUUCGAAAGGCUGGUUAUUAG
Botrytis fragariae is the source of this 954-nucleotide messenger RNA. Its product is annotated as putative paf acetylhydrolase family protein. The record is from RefSeq and is a predicted model, not a curated record. Bases 1 to 954 code for a protein of 317 amino acids. The transcript has 4 exons. NCBI's taxonomy places the organism in Eukaryota, Fungi, Ascomycota, Leotiomycetes, Helotiales, Sclerotiniaceae.